Pseudoliparis swirei is the source of this 3406-nucleotide messenger RNA. It is a transcript of the gene foxj1b, whose product is annotated as forkhead box J1b. The transcript has 3 exons. Gene Ontology annotation, molecular function: sequence-specific DNA binding; DNA-binding transcription factor activity. Lineage: Eukaryota; Metazoa; Chordata; Actinopteri; Perciformes; Liparidae. The coding region runs from base 360 to 1871 and encodes 503 amino acids. The record is from RefSeq and is a predicted model, not a curated record. Gene Ontology annotation, biological process: regulation of DNA-templated transcription.
CACACACAUUCACAUCUCAACCUCUCGACACACACUCGAGCCGAGCCGAGCCGAGCGUUUGGAUGAGUAACAGUCCAGUCGGCCUGACUUUGGCAUGGAUCUGUCCUGAGUGGCGUGUUUCUUCCCUUUCCCCCACACGAGCUGGAUGAGACUCGCGCGCUCCUCCCCACCGCCGCACUUGUUGCGCAAAAGCUGGAUGCGCCACUGAGUCCUUGGAGAGGAGAGGCAGGGACGGACCGCAACAGGUGCACACAGAUAAUCUCCCUUUUAAAGACUGCUGCGUCGAUAAAAAAGAAGAAGAAGAACAAACUUUAAAUGCUGUUUUGAAGAAUCCUUUUGGCCAUCUUCACGAAGCCAGGAUGCCAGUUCUGACGAGCCCCGACGUCGCCAACAAGUUGAAGGAGAGGUGGCUGGCCGCGUACCCGGAGGAUCAGGCCACCGGGUCCGACUGCGCGCCCCUGGACGACAGCCUCACCAGCCUCCACUGGCUCCAGAAUUUCUCCAUCCUCAACGCGGACCCGGAGCGACCCAACGGGCCCGGGCCUUGCUGUCCAUCCUCCCAGCACAACCUGUACCUGAAGCGGCUCGGCUUUCCCAGAGGAGGCUCCGACUCCCCGUCCAGCCCGCCGGCCGGGGACACCGCCGCCACCGGGAUGCCUCUGUGCCUCGGGAGCCCCGUUACCUCCGGCAGCGACUGCCCGGCGGCGCCGCGCUUCGCCGACUGCGCACAUCCCGGGAACACCUACCCGCAGAUCCCCAUCCAGGCAAACCCGCCCGUGGAGGUCGAUUACAAAACCAACCCCAAAGUCAAACCGCCCUACUCCUACGCGUCUCUCAUCUGCAUGGCCAUGCAGGCCAGCAAACAGCCCAAAGUGACUCUGUCCACCAUCUAUAACUGGAUAACGGAGAACUUCUGCUACUACAAGCACGCGGAGCCCAGCUGGCAGAACUCGAUCCGUCACAACCUGUCGCUCAACAAGUGUUUCAAGAAGGUCCCGAGACAGAAGGACGAGCCGGGGAAAGGAGGCUUCUGGCAGAUUGAUCCGCAGUACGCGGACAUGUUCGUCAACGGCAUCUUCAAACGCAGGAGGAUUUCUGCCAACAACUACGGCGGCGGUGGCGGUGGCGGUGGCGGCGGUGGCGGUGGCGGUGGCGGCGGUGGCGGUGGCGGCGGUGGCGGUGGCGCCCACAGACAGAGCAAACUGGUUCAGGGUUACCACAGCACACAAAAUGGCUGCCCGCACCAAGAAGUCGGCGAGAAGCGGAAGCACCCGUCUAAGAACGGCAGCAAGGCGACGAGGGCGACCGAGUCCCCUCUGAUGGCGACGGAGGCGCACCGGGCCGACAUCCUGCGGGGCGACUUCGACCUGGCGUCGGUGUUCGACGACGUCCUCGGCGGCAACUGUAGCACCUUCGAGGAUUUGGACAUCAACACGGCGCUGAGCUCCCUGGGCUGCGAGAUGGAGGUGUCCAUGCAGGGGAGGCAGCAGGGGGGGCUGGGGAGGUGGUGCGCUGGCGGCGACCCGCACCUGAACCACCACCUCCAAUCCUACGGUUACAUGGAGCUCAGCGUGGCGUCCAUGGAUUGCACGGGCGGCAUGGGGGAGCUGCACGUGCCGCAGCCGCAUGCGCAUCCGCUGCAGCAGCAGCUGGACCAGGAUCAGCUGCUGCACAGUCACCACCACCUGCAGCCGUUCGAGGAGCCCUCCGCUCUGUUCCCGGAGCAGCCGGACGAGGAGGUGCUGCAGCCCUGGGAGGAGAUCAAAGCGGAGGAGCAGGCCAUCCCGCUGACUCUGGAUCAGGGCUUCGGCCUGUGCGAGGGCUUCUUCACGGAGAUGCAGCCAUGGGAACGGAUGGAGGCUUAUCUGUGACCUUUGACCCCUAACCUCAUUGACUCGUAAUGAUCUUCUUCCCAAUGACCCGAACGUGUCUGAUUACAUGACUAAAAGGACAACACUGGUUACAACUACAGAGACUUCUGCUUCCCCCCCAUCUGUAAUUUAUUUUUGGGGUCACAUUUAGCUAUCUUUUCCUACGUUACAAACACGAUAACAUCGAAGCUAUCUUGAACUUUGAACCCAGAUAACAAAGUCGCCCUUUAGAAAAGACAUUGAUCUGAUUAUUUGUGGGGGGGGGGUUUUCCCGGCAGAGACACACAUUUCUUCCUCAGGGCGCGAGGCGAUCGACAGCAGCGCUCGUAACAUGACACGUCGGGCACAAAGAUAUGACGGAGGUACGUUUAUGAAGCAAAUUACAGUUUCAUGCGGAGGAUUAUCGCACUCCGCAGAGCGAGAGGCAGAAAAACAGGACGGAUGCAUCCUCCGAGUUUGGAUUUCUUUGAUCUUAUAACGGUUUAAAUGUCGGGCGGCUUGGCGAUGAGAGAACGUGUUCUGACCUGCAGCUACUCAUCACUCCGGGGUUUUUUAUUUUUUAUGAAAUGAUGACAGAAGCGAAAGUGAAGAUGACCCAACACACAACAAGCAUCGUCACUCCGGGACAUAGAGGACGUGCAGGAUUCUAUUUUUUGCUACAUUAGCAUUAAACUUCUUCUUUUUUUAAAUUUUAAUUUUUACUAACAUUGCAGCAAAAAAAUCACCCGAAACAGGAUGGAGACUUUAAAAAACACAAUAGUCUAAAGAUUAGAAAUCAGUCAUGUGCGACUUGUUAAAUAGUCAAUUUAAUAUAUAUUCACUAAAGUAUAUAGCAUGAAAGCUAGGCAGGAAUAUUUUUGCCAUUUUGUCUACAGUUAUGAGCGGGGGGAAAAAACAACAGUCAUGAAAAAUGUUACGUUAUGCACUUUGAUAGCAGCGGUUUUAGGAAAAGAUUAUUUCCAGGAUGUUUAGUUUGAUCUUCUAUCAUAUUAAAAAUGUUUUUCUAAAGGUUGACUGACCGUAAUGAACGUGAUGCAUCAUGCUGUACUUGAUCAGUUUGUUUUUGAACAAUAAGUCAAGUGGGCAAUUUUGAAAUGCUGAAAUAUAAUGUUUUUUCUUUCCAAUUAUAUACAAAACUGGGCAUUUGUUGAUUAUGUUUUCGCCAAAUUUGUUGUUAAAGGAAUAUGCAGUUCAUUGGUGUUUCUGUAUUGAUUCAUAAGAAGAAGAAAGAGACUUCUGUUUUCCAUCACUGGGUGAUGGAUUUGACUUUAUUGAUUAUUUUGCUGUAUGUCCUUUUUUUAUUUGUUGUUUGAGAAUAUAUUAACUCUUUGUUGCUUCGAGGAGACAAAUGAUGAGCAGAUACAUAAAACUCAACACUUAAAGGCCAGAUUUUCUUAUUGUAUCACAUUGAUCAAGUUUGAUAUAGGAGCUCUUUUAAUCCCACCGUGUUAUUUUUAUUUGUACUUUUUUAAGCUGUUUUAAAAAUGCAAUCAAGCCUUGAUGCAAUGAAGGGUGUCAAUUAAAGAAAGAACAAU